This is a messenger RNA of Gastrolobium bilobum, 3866 nucleotides long. RefSeq names its product kinetochore protein NDC80 homolog. NCBI's taxonomy places the organism in Eukaryota, Viridiplantae, Streptophyta, Magnoliopsida, Fabales, Fabaceae. The coding region runs from base 40 to 1773 and encodes 577 amino acids. Gene Ontology annotation, cellular component: Ndc80 complex. The transcript is spliced from 4 exons. Gene Ontology annotation, biological process: attachment of mitotic spindle microtubules to kinetochore. The record is from RefSeq and is a predicted model, not a curated record.
AGAGAAUUUAAGAUUACCGGCGAGGAGGGCCCUGUGGAGAUGAGACCCAACACCGGCCGUCGGCAACCGAAAGAGUCGUUCAUCUUGCCGUCGCCUCUGGACUUCCAGCACCGCCCCCGCGACUCAGACGCCAGCAGCCGCCCUUCCUCCGUCGGAAUCGGCGGCGGCCGCCCCACCUUAGACCUCUACAAAGAUCGUUCGUUCCAGCAAUCGGCGGUGGCAAGCAUCAACUCGUUCCUUUCCUCUCACAACUUCCCAAUCUCCUUCAAGUCGACGUUCCCUUCCGCUAAGGACAUCCACGAAACCCUGAAAUUCCUUCUCUCACUCAUCGACAUGCCAAAGCUCGAAGACGAUCUCCCCCUCCUCCUUAAGCGCUUAGGUUACCCUUUCAAAAUCAACAAAUCGAUCCUCAAAUCCCCCGCAGCCCCUCCUCAUCAAUGGCCCACAUUCCUUGCCCUUAUCCACUGGAUGGUCCAGAUUGCAAAGUUCCAUCACCACCUCUCUUCUUCUUCUUCUUCUUCCACCAACUCUCUCGUUCACUCCAACGUCCUCCAUCAGUACCAACUCAGUAGCUACAUGCAUUAUAUCAGAGGCGACGAUGACGCCGUCGAGGAACUCGACCGCAAGAUCAGGGAGAAGAUCCAACACGAGAAGGCUCUUGCUGAGGAGAAACUUAAGGCUGCUAAGGAAACCGCUUCGAAUUUGGAGGCGGAACUCGAGAGGCUCAGGUCUGCUCCUUCUCAGAAGGAGGUGCUCGAGAAGGAAAAUGGUUUGCUAGAAGAUGAUGUGAACAAGUUCCAUAUGAUUAUUGAGGAGUUAGCGUCAAGGAUUCAGCAAGGGGAGAAGGUUUUGGCGGAGAAGGAGAAGCAGUUGGAGGUUAAGAUGGAGGAGAAUGGGAGGAUUUGCGAGGAGAAUGAGGAGCUGAAGAGGAGGGUGGUGCUUCAGACUUUCAAUGCAAGGGAUGUGGAGAGGAUGAAGAGGGAGUUGCAGACUGCGGAGAGAGAUGUUGGGGAAGCUGAGCUUGCUAGGAAUGCUUGGGAGGACAAGUGUUGGGAACUUGACACUAGUCUUGAUCACAAAUUCAAGGACCUUCAGGCAUUCGCAAUGGAUUGCAACCAGGCCCUUAAGAGGUUGAAGAUUGGUAAUGGUAUUGAGCAUCAGUUGAAUCCCAAGGGAAAUACGCCUGCUGAGAUAAUGGGUAUUGAUCACAAAUUGACACUGAAGCCUUCACUUAACUCCUUUACUGAUGACAUCAAGAAAAGUUCUACGGAAAAAUUGGAAGAGUUGAUUUCCCAUCAGCAAAAGUUCAGCGAAAAUGCUGUUAGGCUUGAGGGGAAAAGAAAUCAACUUGCAGCAGUGCAUUCACGCAUUGAUGAAAUUGAAGCUCAAAGGAACAUGAUAAAGAAGGAAACAGACGAGUACACAGGCAGAUGUUUUGCUGAAGCUGAGAAAAUGCUGGAGGAUGUCCAGCAGGCAGAUCAUGACCUGGGCAUUAGGGAAAGAGAGAAAGCUGAGGUUCUUAAGGCCUCGGAAUUGAAGUUGCAGGAAACAAUUAAACAAAGUGAAGAAGAAAUUCAAAUGCACGCUCACGAACUCCUGAAGGCGGUUGAUUCAAUCUCGAAGUACAAAGUACAUGUGGCGUCCAAAAUUUCAGAGAUGAAGAGGGAUCUAUCGGAAACUGCAUCUGCUAUCUCAGAGGCAUACCGGGGUUCACUCCCAUCUCAAUUUGGUAAUAUAUUCAAUGCAACCCGCCAAUUGGAGAAAACAAAUUAAGUGCAGCAUUGUGUAUGUACUAUCUCUAUAGCAUCUUUUUCUUUUUCAUACUUCACUGAUCGCCACACACAAACACAUCACCUCACCUCUCCUUACAUUUAUAUAACUUUCACUGCAUGAUUACUGCUCAACCGAUCUCAUUUUCUUGAUACUCUAAUUCUGUGAUUAUAAAAAAUACGAGUGAUGUGUGAGUAAAAUUGGGUAGUAAGGAUUUUUCUAUUUUUUCUUAAAGCAUGAGUUUAGACGACAACAAUAAUUGUUGUAUUAAUAUACCUUGACUUCAACCAAAGUAAAAUAAAAUUCUGCAAUAUACAGUGUUACUUAACAUUUAGCCUCGACAAUAUGACCUGGGCAUUAGGGAAAGAGAGAAAGCUGAGGUUCUUAAGGUAAUUCCUUGGAUGUUAUACAUUUCUUCAAUAAUCAAUUGAAUUUGAUAUGCUAAGAAUUCAUGAAGAUGUGGAAUCUGUCUGUUGCUGUCCUCUCUGUUGUGUUUGAAUCAAUUUGGAGAGGCAAGCAAUAUUCACUGCAAACUCCAUAUUGAUUGGCCUAUUUUCUGCAAGUUAAGUUUUUGAGUUAAAUCUUAUCUAACAUGCUAGUUUCUCGUGUUUCAAUCGUUUUUUUAUAUUUUGGGGUUCAUAUUGCAUGCAGUGCACGGAUGAGCAAUUGUUUUUGAGCAUUUUAAGCACAAAAGUAGUUGCUAUAGUCCUUUAUUUUCGCUGCUUAGGUGUUGUCCUCUACCUAGUUCGUGUUCAUGUCUUUGGGCAAGUGCUUGUGAGGAAAAUGGCCAAUAUGUUCUUAACUUGCAUACCGUGCUGAGUCCAUUCCUUUUCAGCAUAAGCUUUGGCAUAUCUUGUAAUCAAACAGGGAAAGGGAAGAAUAAAGCACACAAAAGGCUAAUUAUAUCAAUUUCAUAAGCCAAACUAACUAUCGCCAAGCUUAGUAAACCACUGCGCGUUAAACCCGACUAGCGAGUGUGGGGUGGAGGAAAUCUUUGUACGCAGCCUUACCCUUGCAUAAUUGCAAAGAGGCUGUUUCCUGGAUUCGAACCCAUGACCUUUCAGUCAUGAAGGAACAUUUUUACCACUGCUCCGGUUCGCCCCCUUUUUAUUGCCAAGCUUAGUAACGGGGAAUAAUUCAACACGGAACAUAUACCACCCUUUUCUUUGCUUAAUCAGCAUAAUUAUAAAGUAAAUAUGUUUUGAAUGAAGACAUAAAUGAGUUUUUCCUUUUUUUCAAUAACUGGGAUGAUCCCUUUUGGUUAAAAUUAACCUUAUUUACUGGAUCAUUUUGUAUCCAAUGAACUUCUUUGUUUUUGUCAAGGCCUCGGAAUUGAAGUUGCAGGAAACGAUUAAACAAAGUGAAGAAGAAAUUCAAAUGCAUGCUCACGAACUCCUGAAGGUGGUCGAUUCAAUCUUGAAGUACAAAGUACAUGUGGCGUCCAAAAUUUCAGAGAUGAAGAGGGAUCUAUCGAAAACUGCAUCUGCUAUCUCAGAUGCAUACCGGGGUUCACUCCCAUCUCAAUUUGGUAAUAUAUUCAAUGCAACCAAUUCGAGAAAACAAUUAAGUGCAGCAUUGUGUAUGUACUAUCUCUAUAGCGUCUUUUUCUUUUUCAUACUUCACUGAUAGCCACACACAAACACAUCUCCUCACCUCUCCUUACAUUUAUAUAAUUUUCACUGCAUGAUUACUGCUCAACUGAUCUCGUUUUCUUGAUACUCUAAUUCUGCGAUUAUAAAAAAUACGAGUGAUGUGUAAGUAAAAUUGGGUAGUAAGGAUUAAGGAUUUUUCUAUUUUUUCUAAAGCAUGAGUUUAGACGACAACAAUAAUUGUUGUAUUAAUAUACCUUGACUUCAGCCAAAGUAAAAUAAAAUUCUGCAAUAUACAGUGUUACUUACCAUUUAGCCUCGACAAGCAGAAGUCUGAUAUGUAAGAAAUAGACAAACCAUUUUAUUUUUCUUAAUUUCUUGCCCGCACACCUAUUUUAUUUAUUUUGUUAUAUUAUUUACUUUCAUGGUCUUUGUAUGUUCAUAGCUCUGUUGUGAAAAGAGUAAAUCGCUCACACUAUUGUUCCCCUCUCAUUCAUUGUAGUUAUU